Messenger RNA from Clupea harengus (Atlantic herring), 2645 nucleotides. It is a transcript of the gene tmem236, whose product is annotated as transmembrane protein 236. Lineage: Eukaryota; Metazoa; Chordata; Actinopteri; Clupeiformes; Clupeidae. The record is from RefSeq and is a predicted model, not a curated record.
UUUCAGGUGGAAAGGGAAUAAUUUAACAUCAUCGAAAUCUUAUGGUGUCUGUUGAAUUAUUAUCUAGUGAAACCACAUGAAGAAACAAAAUAUUAAAUCAAAGCUAAUAUAAUAUGGGGUUGUUGUUUUUUAGGUGUAGGACUCCAGCAGAACAGUUGACCAGUAAAAGCUACUCGUGUAUUUUUUUCCUGCCACUAGAUGGAGAUGAGACGGUAAAUUAUAACCAACCGACUUCUGUAAUGCCCGUGCACACAGCAUUUUUAAUCUGAUCGCUUGACUUGACUAAGCUGCACAAAAGUUAUCUUUACUACGCUAGUUGCACUUAGUUUAUAUUUUUUCGAACUGCAAUAACAACAGGGCAAUACCAGCCAUCAGCGCAAAAAAAGUACUCGAGACUGUGCAAAAUACUGAAACGGACUUAAAGUUCUCAUAAAGAGUGGCGUGACGAGCGCAUUGAUGGAGCAAUAAAAGUAUACAGCGAGUGCCCUUGUUAGCAGAGCAGGUGUCCAGAGUCCACUCCAGACCAGGACGUGCUGAACCGUGUUAAGACGGCGUCUGUGACUGAGGCUGUGCUCCGCUUUGUUGCUCUCCACAUCUUGAAGCCCCUCGACGUCUGUCAGGAUGCUGUCUGGGAAAACGGUCAAAGUUGUCCUUUACGAGGUUCUCCAGUUCGCCUGUCUAUGUGUGCCUUUGUUCAUAAUCAUGGAGCGCUUUGCAUCUCUGAUGCGCCACGUCCGGGGGGGCGACCUAACCGCAUAUUGGCUGGUGGUGGCUGCCUCAAUUGCCUAUGUGACUACUGUGUCCUUACUUGUGUGGGUGCCUCUGAAGUACUUAAUUCUGACGUCCAAGAGAUUCAUCUCUGAAAUAACAUCUUGGAGGCCAAUAACACUGGCUUAUGUGAUUGUGUGUCCAUUGCCAUGCUUUGGCAUUCUCCUCGCUAGCGCCAAGGUGCAAGUUGAUGGUGGCCACCGAUUAGAUCGUCUCACAGAGCUUGCUGUGUCCUUGGUACUCAUUGCACUGAUCAUUGUGGACAUUGUGGAAAGAAUCCGGCCUUUUCGCCUCACUGGACAAGCUGAGGGUCUGGAGCCUGACUUUGAGCUGCCCGCACCGGUCCUCACACACCUGGAGCAGGUUGCCACCGUGUCGUCCCAGCUCAGCCCCGAGCGAGGCCAAAACGGCUCCGUGCACCAGGCAGAGUCGGGGAAUGGGUCCUUGGGGAACCGCUGGAGGGACGCAGAAGGCUACAGCAGGCGGGCCUCUAGGAGCGCUUACCUCUACUCCUCCUCUCGCUAUCCCUCGGGACGCCUGCGUGCCUUGUGGAUCAGAGACCCGAGAGUGGAGGCGUUUGUGGAGAGCUUCAUCUUCUGGAUGGACACUACGGAGAUGGUCCGGGUGGCAGAAGUAUCCUCUGUGUACUACUCAAACUGGAUCUUUCCGGUCUAUAUACUGGCCUAUCUCUCCACACUGCGGGUGGUUGCCACACCAAAUAGCCCACUUCUGCCAUUUUUAGCGGUUGUCCUGCAAGACCUGCCCUUCUUGGUCAUCAGGAUAUGCUUGGUUGCUGUGUUUGGCCAUGUGACACCCCUCCUGUAUAUCAUGAAGAACCUACUUGUGUGCCUAACGUACGUGUAUUUCAUCUUUAUGACCAAGCUUAAGGUCUUUAACAGGACAAGCAUGUUCUGAGGACUGUAUACAUGUGUCAUUAACCGGUACAGAGAUAGCCGUAAGAGAGAAAACCAAGGGAUGAAUUUAUAGUAAAACUGGUGGUGUAUUAUACAAUAUGCUAUAUAUUGAUGAGUAGAAUACCUCAUGUGUUUUGCAUUGAAGUCAUAUAAAUGUAAAUAUUAUAGAGUUCCAUGGUAAGGUUGCUUUGAGUAAAAUGUUUUGAGAAUACUAGUUAGCUGUCUUUACACUCUAACAGCCAUUACUAAAAUAGAUUAUUAGGGAGAGCUGGGGUCCAUAAUGAACAACUUAAAAAAUGUGCCAACCAUUCAGUUGUCAGACUAGCUAGCUAGGUAAGAAUAACAAGAACAAGGCUGUCUUGGGUGACCAUGUGAUAUACAGUCCAGUUGACUGGAGAGGUGUGUGUAAAAAAAUAGCUAGACAAUGUCACUUUAAGUGAGUUGAUUCAGUUACUUCAUACUGGCCAAAAUCACUUAGAGCUUAUGCAUUUAUAUAUGAAUAUUUUGUCGUUUUUGGUCAUUUGAGAUACAUAUUUGUGUUUUACAUAUUUAUAAUAUACAGUAUGUAUAGUGAACCUGGAAUAUUUUGAAGAUACUUAUACACGUUUGAUUGCAGCCUUAGGCCUGUUUUUCUUCCAAGGUUAUGUUUACAUUUUUGUUUGUGUGCACACAUUUAGUGCAAUUUUUUUUUUUGUGGGGAACUGCUAUGGAACAUUACAUCAACAAAAAAGAGCAGGUACAAAUUACAGUAGAACGAAGGCUGAAUUUUAUAUUUUUGGUUCAGAUUCAGUUUCCGUUGCUUGAGUCUAUUGCGAUGUUCACAUGUAUUUAGCCUUGCUUGCUUGUUUUAUUCAGCCAUGUUUGUUCUUGUAUGCAUUUUCCAACCCAACAACCGUUUCACUUUUGUAAAUAGAGUUUAAGAAAUCCCAAAACAAGGACAUAAGAUAAAUAAUGUGCUUGAUG